Molecule: messenger RNA, 1269 nt
Organism: Trichogramma pretiosum
Lineage: Eukaryota; Metazoa; Arthropoda; Insecta; Hymenoptera; Trichogrammatidae
Product: lachesin-like
Exons: 10
Coding region: 1-1269 (422 amino acids)
Cellular component (GO): neuron projection
Source: RefSeq, a predicted model, not a curated record
AUGUCGAUUGGAAUACUGCAUGGCUUGAUCGAUGAAAUGGCCACUAGGGACCGAUUUCUGUGCCUCCUUUUGUCCAUCGUCUUCUACUCCACAAUCGGUCAGACGGAACCUCGCUUGGAUAUUCAGCCAGAAUUUCUAGCGCCCUUAGAAAAUCACACUGUCACUCAAGGACGUGACGUUUUCUUUACCUGCGUCGUUAAUCAUCUCCAGUCUUACAAGAUAGCAUGGCUGAAGUCUGACUCGCGAGCCAUCCUGGCGAUGCACACGCACAUGGUGGCGCCGAAUCCACGCCUGUCCGUCACUCACAACGGCCACAACACGUGGAAGCUGCACGUGUUCAACGUCCAGCCCGAGGACUCGGGCACGUACAUGUGCCAGGUCAAUACCGACCCGAUGAGGAGUCAGGUCGGUCACAUGAAGGUACUGACGCCACCAGACAUCGUGGACCAAAUGGACGACUUCGAUCGUUUGACGAGUCUUGAACGCGGCAACGUCUGGCUGCGGUGCAAAGCUGUUGGAAAUCCCAAACCUGAGGUCACGUGGCGACGAGAGGACGGUCGCAGCAUCACUCUAAGAAGCGAAAACUCACGAAGCUUAACCGUGAAGACGUAUAAAAACGAGGACCUGCAUCUCAAUGGAAUACUGAGGCAAGAAAUGGGCUCGUAUCUGUGCAUCGCUUCGAAUGGCGUGCCGCCGAGCGUCAGCAAGCGAUAUUACGUAAAUGUUCUUUUUAAGCCGACGAUCAGAAUCAAGGAUCAAAUAAUAGUAGCCCAAACGAACGACGACGUCACUUUCGAGUGCUACGUCGAGUCGUCGCCGAAAUCACUCACGACUUGGUACACGCAAGACGGUGUCAAGGUGAUACAAGACGCAUGGCAUAUUAUUAGCGAAGAGAUUCAAAACGAGUACAGCUCGUUGAGCAAUUUGGCGUUAAAAAGCGUUAAGGAAUCUGAUUUUGGCGCUUACACGUGUUUUACGGAAAAUGCUUUUGGUACAUCGAGUGCUGUAUUUCAGUUACAAGAUUAUCAACGAGUCAAUAAAUCAGUGACAUCGUCGCAGCACAAUAAAUACGGGAAAACUGGAAAUACGAUAGUGAAUCGCGGCCACAACGAGUUAGAUAUUUACGCUGCAAACAAUAAUAAAGACGAACGAUCUUUUCGUUUUCAUAAUGCUAAUGAAAAUGAAGACUUAGCCUUUGAAGCUCAUUACGAGCAGUCAAGAGCAACAUUUUUACUGUCUAAUAUAGGCAUUAUAUUUUGUUACAGCUAG